UGCAAAAGAUGAGAAUACCACAAAAGACAAUGAAGUAACCAAUCAUUCUGUGUGUGACCAAGAUCAUCCCAAUGGACAAGAGAAUGAUUCAAUGAAGAAUGAAAUAAAAAUUGAGGCAGAGUCACAGAGCUCAUACAUGGAAACAGAAGAGCUUUCAUCAAACCAAGAAGAUGCCACGAUUGUGGAGCAACCUGAAGUGAUUCCACUCACAGAUGACCAAGAAGAAAAGGAGGGUGAAAAAGCUCAAGACGAGGACACGCCUCGAGUUUCUGUGAAAAGGGAAGGUUCCUGUGACACAGAAAACUCUACAAGUGCUGAUGUUGAAAUGAAUAGUCAGGUUGACAGUGUAAAUGACCCAACAGAGAGUCAGCAAGAAGAUUAACUAAUAGGGGCACAAGAUGAAACAAAGGAACAAAGAAAUGGAAGUAAAUGCCAGUCUUCAGCAUCACAGUCUCUCCUGGUCCUGGGGGAGAGUGGGAAGACAGCAGCACUGGCUGUGGAGGGUGGGGGUGGGGGGAGGCAAGUGCUGCAGAAGGACCAGGAGUCUUUGCUCUAAUUUCUCCAGCUGCAUUUUGUUCUGUUUACAUGCAGAAGAAGAA
Hipposideros armiger (great roundleaf bat) is the source of this 599-nucleotide messenger RNA. RefSeq names its product O-acetyl-ADP-ribose deacetylase MACROD2-like. NCBI's taxonomy places the organism in Eukaryota, Metazoa, Chordata, Mammalia, Chiroptera, Hipposideridae. Bases 92 to 382 code for a protein of 96 amino acids. The transcript is spliced from 6 exons. The record is from RefSeq and is a predicted model, not a curated record.